GAUUGCUAGCUAACUAGCAAGCUAACACACAGUGUCGCCAACUAGCCUCCCGCCUGCUGUACUAAUAACCAGUAAACAGUGUCCUUCUCCCAAGUCUGUCGGGCAAUUUUUUCGCACUGUUCCGUUAACGAAGGCAGGUGUUUGAAGUAUGUUUUUUAAGAUUUCGCGCACAAGAGUAAUAUAUGCACGAGUAAUGUUCAAUUAGUUUGAGUAGCUAAUCCUAGCCUCUGACUCAUAAGUACCCGGGACCAUUUCACUUUCACGCAAGCCUACAUCUGAAAGAGACAUGAUGAGAGCCAUUGCAUGAGAUUAAGAAGAUCCGCUUGAAUAAAGGAACUGUACUAUCUGAGAAUGCAGAGGAUGAGAGAGAAGACUGACAAGAUGGAGGAGAACAAAGCCACGAGGAAGCUGCGGGUGUGCGUGGCGACGUGUAACCGGGCGGACUACUCCAAGCUGGCGCCCAUCAUGUUUGGCAUCAAGGCCAACCCGGAUGAGUUUGAGCUAGAGGUGGUGGUGCUGGGAUCCCAUCUCAUUGAUGACUAUGGCAACACGUUCCGGAUGAUCGAGCAGGAUGACUUUGACAUCGGCUCCAAGCUGCACACCAUCGUGCGUGGGGAGGACGAGGCAGCCAUGGUGGAGUCAGUGGGUCUGGCGCUGGUCAAGCUGCCAGAUGUUCUCCACCGCCUUCGCCCCGACAUUCUGGUCGUCCACGGCGACCGCUUCGAUGCCCUCGCCCUGGCAACGGCUGCCGCCCUGAUGAACAUUCGCAUCCUGCACCUGGAGGGAGGAGAGGUGAGUGGCACCAUCGACGACUCCAUCCGCCACGCCAUCUCCAAGCUGGCCCACUACCACGCCUGCUGCACCCGCACCGCCGAACAGCACCUCAUCGCCAUGUGUGAGGACCACACUCGCAUCCUGUUGGCCGGCUGCCCCUCCUACGACAAGCUGCUGGCCGCCCAUCACCGUGACGACUACAUGGACAUCAUCAGGAACUGGCUCGGAGACAAUGUGAAGGAGCACGACUACAUCGUGGCCCUGCAGCACCCGGUCACCACCGACAUCAAGAACUCCGUCAAGAUCUACGAGCUGAUGUUGGACGCCCUCAUCACCUUCAACAAGAAAACACUCGUCCUCUUCCCCAACAUAGACGCAGGAAGUAAGGAGAUGGUGCGCGUGAUGAGGAAAAAGGGCGUCGAGCAGCACCCUAACUUCCGGGCGGUGAAGCACGUGCCCUUCGAGCAGUUCAUCCAGCUGGUGUGUCACGCUGGGGCCAUGAUCGGAAACAGCAGCUGUGGUGUCAGAGAGGCGGGGGCCUUCGGGACCCCCGUCAUCAACCUGGGGUCCAGGCAGACUGGGAGAGAGACUGGUGAAAACGUCCUCCAUGUCCGAGACGCAGACACUCAGAAUAAGAUCUACCAUGCCCUGGAGCUGCAGUUUGGGAAGAGAUACCCCUGCUCGAAGAUCUACGGCGACGGGAACGCAGUGCCUCGCAUCCUGAAGUUCCUGCAGACCAUCGACCUUGAUGAGCCGCUGCAGAAGACCUUCUGCUUCCCCCCCGUCAAGGAGUGGGACAUCUCCCAGGACAUCGACCACAUCCUGGAGACUCAGAGCGCCCUAGCUGUCGACCUGGGGGGGACCAACCUCCGCGUGGCCAUCGUCAGCAUGAGGGGUAAGAUAGUGAAGAAGUACACACAGGCGAACCCCAAAACUUACGAGACGAGGAUGGAGCUGAUACUGAAGAUGUGUACGGAGGCAGUCAUUGAUGCUGUUCAUCUCAACUGCCGGAUUCUGGGAGUGGGUGUGUCGACAGGGGGCAGAGUGAACCCACAGGAGGGUGUGAUCCUCCACUCCACCAAGCUGAUCCAGGAGUGGAGCUCCAUUGACAUCCGCACCCCCAUCUCUGACGCCCUCCACCUGCCCGUCUGGGUCGAUAACGACGGCAACUGUGCCGCCCUGGCAGAGAAGAAGUUUGGCCACGGUAAAGGAGUGGAGAACUUUGUCACCGUCAUCACUGGAACAGGCAUCGGCGGGGGCAUCAUCCAGCACAACGAGCUGAUCCACGGCAGUACGUUCUGCGCAGCUGAGCUGGGCCACAUUAUGGUGUCUUUGGACGGGCCGGAGUGCAUGUGUGGCAGCCGUGGUUGCAUCGAGGCCUACGCAUCAGGCAUGGCCCUGCAGAAAGAAGCCAAGAGGCUCCAUGACGAGGAACUGCUGGAGGUGGAAGGGAUGGUGGAUCUGAAGAAGGCUGAGUCCGUCAGCGCCAUCCACCUCAUCAACGCAGCCCGCCUGGGCAACCGCAAGGCUGAAGCCGUCCUCAGAACAGCUGGCAUGGCCCUUGGAGUGGGCAUCGUCAACAUCCUCCACACGGUCAACCCCUCCCUGGUCAUCCUGUCGGGGGUGCUGGCCACCCACUACCAGGCUCCUGUCCAGCAGGUCAUAGGUCAGAGAGCCCUCACCUCCGCCCAGAGCAUCCAGGUCCUGACAUCCGACCUCGAAGAGCCCGCCUUGCUGGGGGCCGCUAGCAUGGUGCUGGACUACACAACCAGGCGCAUCUAUUAAGAACAUUACGGUGGUGGACUACACAACCAGGCGCAUCUAUUAAGAACAUUGGUCAGUUGCCAAGUUCUAGUUUUCAUUUAAUUGGUCACCAAAGGAGGAGGGCCAUAUCUUGCAAUUCCCUGGUGUAGAAAGAUGAACUUGCUAUUAGCAAAUAGAAAUGGCUAAGAUCUACAGAUAGAUCCACCCAAUAGGACCUACAUCUAUACUACUAUCUGACAUGCUCUUCUAGCUAUCGCACCUUCUAUUGGACGAACCAUUGGCGAUAAUUUAUUUGUCAGACAAUGACAAGUUAUGUGUAUUUUCCAAAGGUUUCUUCAGUGAUAGACUAAUUUUCAAUGUCAACAUAUUAUCAUUUCUACAGCGGAUGAAAUGCCUAAUACAGUACUUAAAUGGUAGUACUAUUAACUACAGUACUAAAAUGGUAGUACUAUUAACUACAGUACUAAAAUAGUAGUACUGAAAUAGUAGUGUGUGUGUGUCUGAAUACAUAUAACAGCCUAUACAGUCAUGAGUACAGCCACAGUACCAGUGAAUAGCUGGGUGUGUCCAGACAAAAGAUUUCAAAAGAUGUGACCAAAUAAGGAUCAUUCGCAUUCAUUUAUGCUUGUACUACAUGGCCAUAUUUUGACCCUCAUAAUUCCAUGGUUUUUGUUACUUCUUACUUCUAAACGUAGAAGAUGUUAUUUUUUGAAGCCACGCUAUGAAAGCAGCAUGUUGCUACGAUGUAUUAACAAUAUAUGUAUUUGUCUUACCGAGCUGUAAGAGCUUCGCGCCACUAUCUUAUUUUGAACCAGUUCUGCAACCCACGUGACUGACCCAAGGCCUACCUUCUCUAGGACCACAGUUACGACCUACCCUCAAAUGUAGUGCCAAGGCCAUGUAUGUCAUAGUUGUCUUGACUGUGCUUCAAUUGAAGGUGUGCUGCCAAAUCACUUGUCUUCAUUAUCAUUCUUUUUUUGUUUUAUGCACACCUUUUUUUGCCUUGUCAUAUUUCAAGAGAUUACGGUGUACAAAUCAGUCAUGUGAUAAUCCCAUUUUGUGUAUUCCUGCUUUUGAUCAUGUCAUGGAUAGAAGUUUAUUUUACUUCACCUGGGUACUUUGUGACCUAUCAAUGCAAUGGUCAUUUUACACAUUAAAAACACUAGAAAAUG
Messenger RNA from Salvelinus namaycush (lake trout), 3710 nucleotides. RefSeq names its product bifunctional UDP-N-acetylglucosamine 2-epimerase/N-acetylmannosamine kinase-like. The record is from RefSeq and is a predicted model, not a curated record. Gene Ontology annotation, molecular function: N-acylmannosamine kinase activity; UDP-N-acetylglucosamine 2-epimerase activity; hydrolase activity, hydrolyzing O-glycosyl compounds. Lineage: Eukaryota; Metazoa; Chordata; Actinopteri; Salmoniformes; Salmonidae. Gene Ontology annotation, biological process: UDP-N-acetylglucosamine metabolic process. The transcript has 13 exons. The coding region runs from base 352 to 2559 and encodes 735 amino acids.